CUGUGGCAACACUUAAAAGACAGUUGUUGAGGUCCUGCACAGGACCUCGCGCCUGGCAAACAUGUGCACUGAGGCGUGCGUACAGAUGGCGGCGCGAAUAAUAGACCACCGAGCCUUUUAUAAAGCUGUGAGCGGCUCCUGGGAUCACAGAGCAGAGCGAGGGCUAACCAGACGGAGAGGACAGCUCGCACCCGGGAUUGUUUGUUACCGUUUUAAUCCUAUUAAUUAAAACGUUAACCUGAUUGGGUAGAGAGCUCUGUCCCAAUAGGCGAGUCUUCUUCAUAUUAAUAGCCCGCCUUGAGAUAAUGAUGUAAAAGACUCCCCCUUCAGUGGCUGAUGCUGAUGGCUGUCGAGAUCUCUGGAAGGUGAAUCGGAGCAGGAGAAACGCCAGAGCAGAGAGCCGAGCACUUAAGAAGGAGCUGUCGACUCGACACAUCAUUUGACAAGUAGCACAGGCAUCAACAUCAACUGAGCCGCACAAGGGGACAAAGUUACUGCCGGGGACAGACGCCCAACGGUCUCAGUCGAGCUGUCUAAGUGAGACUAUGGACAGGAGAAUGAACUUGAGCGACCCUGGAGACCUUUUCCACAAAACUCUGAGCGCUGUCUCUAACAAAAAAAUGGACUCUUUCAGACCGGGCGCGGGUAUCGAUCUGCCUUUGAGGGACCGCCAGUCGCCAAUCAGCUGUUUCGAUCAGUCUGACUCAGACCCGAUUCAACCCAAUGGACUGACAGGAGGACGUGGGGGGACCCAUGGUCUUCCGACCGGAUCUUUGUGCUUGAAAUACGGUGAAAGUGGCAAAAGGACUACGGCAGCGGAGAGCAGCGGCGGGGAACAGAGUCCUGAUGAUGACAGCGACGGCAGGUGCGACAUGAUGCUCAUGGCAGAUGGAAUGACAGCAGUGUCCGGGGGUAAGCAAGGAGGUAAGAAAGGAGAACAGAAAGUCCUGCGACUAAACAUCAACGCCCGUGAGAGAAGAAGGAUGCACGAUCUGAAUGAUGCGCUCGAUGAACUGCGAAGUGUCAUUCCCUACGCGCACAGCCCUUCCGUGCGGAAACUCUCCAAAAUUGCCACUUUGCUGCUAGCCAAAAAUUACAUCCUCAUGCAAGCGCAGGCACUGGAAGAAAUGAGAAGGCUUGUGGCUUAUCUUAACCAAGGCCAGGCGAUCUCUGCUGCUUCGCUGCCCGCGACCACUGCCCUUGCGCCGGGCUUAGGUGCGUAUGAGCAACCGCCUGGCUUCCCCCACUUCCCCACCGGAGUUGCAGCCUCCUCUUGUCCCGACAAAUGUGCCCUUUUCAACAAUGUCACCUCCAGCCUCUGUAAACAGUGCACUGACAAGCCUUAGAAUGCUUCUGAACAACUGACUCCUAUUGACUCUUAGAAGCACACACGAAAUUAAGACUUAAUAUGGACACUGCUGAAGAGAAUGGCGUCGGUAUUAUCCAUUAUUUAAAAAUGGAGGUCAAUGAAGAAGAAUGCUGAAAAAAAACUUUUAAAAACACUUACAGCAACCCAUUUAAACAUGCACCGUUUGUUCAGAAUAUACUUGAUUGUGUAUAUAAAAUAAGUAGCCUGCUAUUCCAGUGUUGGUGAGAAUGAACGUUUAAAAAGCCAAACUAAAGUCUAUGUCUGACUGCAAGUGGGAAAAGAACAGACUUUGUUUAUGCACUUGCAUUGUUGUGGACCUGAUGGAGUUAAGUGUAUUUAUGACCUGACAACAUGCAGCCACCAUCGCACAUACUACAAAACUUUUUUUAUAAGACAUUUCAACUACCAUAGGAAACAUCUCUUGAUUUUACGACGUAUAACGUUCGCUCAUUAGUCUUUAGCUUUUGUGGACAAUAACAUGGCAGAGCAGCAAAAUGAAUUGUACAACAGUCUCACAUCCCAAAGCCAAUUGCUAUUUAACUGUCAGAAUGAUUUUAAUGACACUACAAUACAGAGCAGCCAGACAGUACUUGCUUUGUUUAUGAUUUUAUGUCUUUUUAUCUUCUCUCAGAUUGGUAUUUAUUGCUUUCUUACGUCCGCUUGCACGGCAGUUUGUACUCUGCACUGGCGCUCUUUCUGUACAAAAUAAUAAUGUUUUCAUACACACGAACAGUGUGUCUGGGGUCGAGACAGAUUAAGGUUGUUGUCAGGUCAAGGUAUGGAGUAUCGUUGAUGCAUUAGUUGGAAUUUGAUCAAAGAGAGCCAUUUGUAUGUGUUAAUGUGUUGGAAAGCUUUAUUAAAAUAUUUUGAACAAACUACAACGUCCACCUUUUUGUCUGUUUAGUCAAGUUAUAUAGCUUUACCCAGUGUUAGGUAUAUGACUGAUACAUCUCAAGCCUUUUUUUUAAUGUUUGACUCUCUUUCUUUGAGGACAGUAUCAGCCUAGAAUCAAGGUUCUUAACUGAUAGGGAUAGUACAUACUAUCUAGUUCUACCUACUUUGGGACGUUUUAAGCAUGUUGUCAGAUCUCUUGGGUAGAAUAAUGAGUUGUUAAUUUUCUGCUCCAUCAAAAUUGGUAACUUUCUCCGAGUCAAGGCAGUGGGUAGCGUGAAGCUUUGGAGAGAAGCGGUCAGACAUGGUGGGCACAUGUGCCCUGCGGCUGCAAGACAUGUCUGUUAGAAUUACAGGAGAGAUCUUGGGCGCGCUUAAUGAUUAUUAUUAAAACGAUUUCGAUGACGGUGUCUAAUAAUAUGUUAAUUUGAAAACAACUGUGUAUAAAAACUGUCGACUGUAAUACCUACAUUCGUUUAAUGAAACACAUCGUUAAGGCAAUUAAACCUCCUGGAUGUGAUUAAGGAACAUAAUUACGACACUGUUCAUUGGCGUAAUUGGAUGUCUUUAAUCACGAGACACAUGAUCAGCAACAUUGCUGUUGGUGUGCAUUGUUCUCUCUCUGCUGUCCAUCAACCUGAUUAAGAAUUAGAUACGGCCAAAGGGCAUCCAUUUCAAAGGGUGGUGGCGUGGCCCAGUCCUUACAAAGUCACUGCCGUCAGGAGUUAGGCAAAAUCAACAUGAGGAUUUAUCCAAACAGUUCUUCAUAUCAUUAAAUACACCGACCUUCAGUAUCAUUCACUUAUAAUUAUGUGUUUUGGUAAAUGUAAAAUCAGGGCCGUGCAAAUAAAAUAGUAUCGUACAACGUAGAAGCAAAACAACUGUCCAAGUAUUAAACCACAUGUGGAAAAUGCGUGUGAUGUAGGUUAAUGUGUGUAAUAUAACAAUAUAUUUUAAAGUAUUUAAAUGGUGAGCGUAUCAUCGACGAGUUGCUCAAAAGAAAGCUGUAGCCUAUGUUUAUAACGCUAUCGUAAGCAUCAGUUAGUUGUUUAGGGUGGAUUGGAUACAAAGCACCAACAUCAACAUCAUUAAUCGAAAAUCUAACAUACACGUAUCUGCUUAGGGAACUAAUUCAGUAUUAUAAACGCGCCGAUGUUGCAAGUAAUAAAAGACAACCCUACGUUUAGAAAAGGACAACGUGAGUUACUCUCUGUGAGUCUGUCUUAGAUUGUGUCCGUGCUACACAAACCACCAUAAACAAUUAUAUUAGAGAAACUUUCCUUUUCUAAUAUCAAACAGGGUCCCAAAUCGUAUGCUAUUUAAUCUAGAAAUAUAAAAAAACAUUACGCGUAGUAAAUGUGGAUUUUCUUUCGAGAUUAGUAUUUUUGUGUAACUUCUCAAACAUUCGUGCGCUGUGCAGAAUAAUAGUUUCAUAAAAACUGGCUUAAAUUCAAACGAAACUGUGUGUAAUUUAAAAUAUUACCUGUGUCUGUUUACAUACAGUUGACAUCACUGUUUGAAUAAAAAAAUAAACGCAGUUUAGCUCCACAAAGUAAAAAGGGCAUCUAGUAAUAAUGGCUUAUGCAAUAACUGAUUAACUUAUAUCAGUAUUGAUGUUCGUUCAAUCUGAGAAGCUGAUAAAACACAAAGCAAGAAUCAAUCUGAAAAAGUUUUCUUAGACAGAAGAUCAGUUCAAACGCCGUCUUAUUUAAUAGUAUAUUGGGUUCAAAGAUGUAACACUGUGGAACACUGAGAGGUUAUCUAUACUAUCUCUACCACCAUGUCAUCAAGAUACGAGUGAUGAUGUCCUCGGCUAUAGGUCUAUCUACACGUUUUUACCAGUCUAUUUGAAAAGAUUGAUUGAUGGUCAGCAACUUAGUUAUAACUUUACAAGCAUUUUAUUUCAAAGAGGAGCAUCGUAUUGGGGCCCACACGAAGUCAUUACACGAGGCAAUGUGCCAUUCUCCCGACAUUCAUCUCCCGUUCCCCAGCACACACUUCAGCACCAGGGACAGCGCCAUUCAUCACGCGUGUUCUCUCCGUGGGAAAGCCGCAGGAUAAUGCGUUAUUACACAAUCAGCCUUGAUCGAAUAGGCCAACAAACUAUUUCAAGGUAGUUUUACUUACCGCCUAAACCUCUGGAGGUUAUAAUUCACUCAAACAACCACCUGAACAGAUACAACGAGAAUUAUUGCUGAAUGUCAGUGUAAGAGUUUGACUCUCCGCUGUCAAGUCCUCUGUUAAAGACGUUUUCGACUAUUUAUGAUACUACGCUGCUGGUCAUCCACAAUAAAAUGUGCGGAUGAAUUGACAAAUAUAUAUAUGUUAAAUGAGAUAAAAUGAUGCAGAAUAAUUCAUUAUCUGGUUAUACCAUUCCAAAUGUCACAGACCGGUCAAGUCUAAACUAAACGCAAUUAUUCGCACAGCGGGAGAAUUUGUGAAUUUCAAUCCAAAAUAAUAAAUAUGAAUCACAAAACAGCGAAAUAAAAUGAACAACAGUUUCACUUCAACAACACUCUAAAAAG
Clupea harengus (Atlantic herring) is the source of this 4785-nucleotide messenger RNA. It is a transcript of the gene bhlhe22, whose product is annotated as basic helix-loop-helix family, member e22. Gene Ontology annotation, molecular function: E-box binding; DNA-binding transcription factor activity, RNA polymerase II-specific; protein dimerization activity. Lineage: Eukaryota; Metazoa; Chordata; Actinopteri; Clupeiformes; Clupeidae. Gene Ontology annotation, biological process: positive regulation of transcription by RNA polymerase II; sensory organ development; axon development. Gene Ontology annotation, cellular component: nucleus. The record is from RefSeq and is a predicted model, not a curated record.